CGGCGCCAUGUUGUUCCUGUUCCGUAGUUUGACGGCGAAGAGGAGGCGAGGCGAACAUUUGCGUUGGAUGAACUACCCGAUCACACAGAAAUGAGUUUGAGAAUAUGUUGAGAUACGUGUUUUUUGACAGAGGAGUGAUGCCACGCGCGCAGAUGUGACAUUGAUUCGUGGUUCACCAACUGUUUCCAACUUCUGCUGAAAGACAGACGGAAUGACUAGCUUUCUACAAGUUGUGUUAAUACGUUAAUACAAACCGGGAUGCCAGACAAUAUCGCCUUUCUGACGAACCGCACACAAUUGGGGCACGUUGGUCGCGCGUUGGGUUCGAGCACGCGUCCCGCUUGGGCGAUCGCGGUGCUGGCCAGCGUGCUGAUCUUCACAACAGUGGUGGAUGUUUUGGGGAACUUGUUAGUCAUCAUUUCGGUGUUCAGGAAUCGGAAACUUAGGAAUGCUGGCAACGUUUUUGUGGUCAGUUUGGCCUUCGCUGACCUAGUGGUGGCUUUCUAUCCCUACCCGUUGGUUUUAUACGCCAUCUUCCACGACGGCUGGUCUCUUGGAGACACUCAAUGCAAGAUCAGUGGCUUCCUGAUGGGUCUGAGCGUCAUCGGCUCCGUUUUCAACAUCACUGGCAUUGCUAUCAACCGCUACUGCUACAUCUGUCACAGUUUCGCCUACGGACGUCUCUACAGCUACCGUAACACACUGCUGCUGGUGGCCCUCAUCUGGACCCUCACCAUCCUGGCCAUCCUUCCCAACUUCUUCGUGGGGUCGUUGAGUUACGAUCCACGUGUUUACUCCUGCACCUUUACUCAGACUGUCAGUAGUUCUUACACUGUGGUUGUGGUGGUGGUUCACUUCCUGGUGCCCAUUGCCGUGGUAACCUUCUGUUACCUGAGGAUUUUCGUGCUGGUAAUACAAGUGAGGCGAAAGGUGAAGAGCGAGGAACGCUCGAGGCUAAGGCCGAGUGACUUGCGCAAUUUCGUCACCAUGUUUGUUGUGUUUGUUUUGUUCGCCAUAUGCUGGGCUCCGUUGAAUCUGAUCGGUCUCGUGGUGGCCAUCGACCCAGAGGUCAUGGCUCCACGUGUACCCGAGUGGCUUUUUGUGGUAAGCUACUUUAUGGCCUAUUUCAACAGCUGCCUCAAUGCCAUUAUUUACGGACUCCUGAACAGGAACUUUCGUAAGGAAUACAAGCGGAUCGUGACGUCUGUAUGGAUUCCCCGAAGAUUUGUGACUGAGACCUCCAAGGCAGCCACAGAUGGGAUGAAGAGCAAACCGUCACCUGCCAUUAAUAACAAUGAGUGACCUUCAGCAACACACUGUUCACUGACACAGAGAGGAAUUAUGGGAAGCUUUAUACUGAACUUCAAUGACUUAAAGUGUCAUUUUGUACUUCUAUAUUAUC
Messenger RNA from Triplophysa rosa, 1402 nucleotides. RefSeq names its product melatonin receptor 1Bb (gene mtnr1bb). The record is from RefSeq and is a predicted model, not a curated record. The transcript is spliced from 3 exons. Bases 259 to 1302 code for a protein of 347 amino acids. Gene Ontology annotation, molecular function: melatonin receptor activity. Gene Ontology annotation, biological process: G protein-coupled receptor signaling pathway. Gene Ontology annotation, cellular component: membrane. NCBI's taxonomy places the organism in Eukaryota, Metazoa, Chordata, Actinopteri, Cypriniformes, Nemacheilidae.